Molecule: messenger RNA, 3811 nt
Organism: Homalodisca vitripennis (glassy-winged sharpshooter)
Lineage: Eukaryota; Metazoa; Arthropoda; Insecta; Hemiptera; Cicadellidae
Product: putative thiamine transporter SLC35F3
Biological process (GO): transmembrane transport
Cellular component (GO): membrane
Molecular function (GO): transmembrane transporter activity
Source: RefSeq, a predicted model, not a curated record
CCCAAGCCCGGUCGCAAGUCGCUACUCUCCGUCGUCAGCUACCCUCUACAUUGUAGUUGUUCCCUUUCAUUUUCCUCGCUUGCAGUUCCAGUGACCGAUCAAGUAGUGAAUAUGAUAAUAUCCCUCAAAAUUACGCCCUCCCACGCAUGUGCUGUUUUUCAUCUACUUGCCGAACUCAUCAUGUGAACCUCACCUCUACAGAUUGAAUAAGGUGUAAUGGCAGAAACGACAAGAGGAGAGGGAGGUGACAUCCCUACAAUAUUCAACCCUCACAGGAUCAGAGCCCCCCCAAACCUGGUGAUCACCAACGAGACACCGAGGGGGGGCGUCCCCAAUGGUCCCUUCGGCAGAUCGUCUCACGCUUUACACCAUUCUGAUUCAGAGAGCCAGUCGGAACAGCACCAGCCCGUCAACAACCGCUCGGGAAUGUGUUCCAGGCUCAAAUCUUGCAAGAACUCCUGUUGCUCCAAGUCGGCUAGAAAGAUCUAUUACGGAGUGUGCGUAACCGUGUGUGUGACGGCAUCAUGGGUGGGAGCGACACAUGCCAUUAAGUACCUUUACUUGAAACAACCCCACACCCACAUCACAUCCGGCAACGUGACCUCAAUACAUCAACAGCCUGUGAUGACUUACAAUGCUCCAUUUUUUACUACUUGGUUUUGUACGAACUGGACUGUGCUGUUCUUCCCCCUGUAUAUGCUUUGUCACCUGUCCACAAACCGAUGUAAAAGUGGAGACGUUCUUGCAGAAAGUGUUAGGAGCUUCAGAGAAAAAGGGUUCACUGCAGGUCGCUUUUUAACAAGAUGCUGUUUUUUUUGCCUGCUGUGGGUGGGAACCAAUUAUAUGUACAUCCAUUCCCUCAGGAUCUUGUUGGCUACGGAUGUGAUGGCUCUGUUUGCUACCAACGUCUCCUGUGUCUAUCUACUUUCCUGGGUCAUCCUGCACGAGCAGUUUGUGGGAGUCAGGAUAGUGGCAGUGAUCCUGUGUGACACAGGGGUAGCACUACUGGCGUACAUGGAUGGUAUCACUGGCAGUCCAACACUCAGUGGUGUGGUCCUCGCUGCAUCAGCUGCUGCUGGCUCUGCUGUGUACAAGGUACUUUUCAAGAAAGUGAUAGGGGAUGCCAGCUAUGGGCAAGUGUCUCUAUUCUUCUCUCUGAUCGGGCUGCUCAAUGCCUCUCUUCUGUGGCCUUUAUGUCUCACCCUGUACUUCACCGGCAUAGAGACUCUCUACUGGGACAGGCUCCCCUGGCCUGCUCUGCUCUUGGCUAGCAUCCUCUCUCUCGUGGCUAACUUGUUGGGGAACUUCAGUGUGGCCCUGACGUACGAUCUCUUCAUCACUCUCGGACUUAUCACUGCGGUACCUGUGUCAGCAGCUUUAGAUGUGGUCCUGUACGGAGCUCAUUUCUACGGUAUGAAGUUGGCUGGUAUGAUUCUAAUAUCUAUUGGGUUCUUCUUGGUGAUGUUCCCGGAGAACUGGCCGGAUUACAUCACACGUCUUCUCAGAAAUAUCAUUCUAUUGAGUCAUAGUGCCAGAUGGAGCCGACGGCACAGACACGGGGCACAAGCCAAUCAGCAGCGUCCAGUGGUGGACUACAGAACCGGUUAUAUCCGGUCUCACCUUCGCUCUCCUUCUGGUCGAGUCAGAUGACCCGACCCAGGGCCCGACAUCGAGCUAGACGUGUGACUCAUAGUAUAGCUGGUCAACUACAAUUGUUUCAAGUUGAAUUUAUCAUUUUAAGUAAACAAAAAGUGUAUACGUAAUUUCCUGACGACGUUUAAAACAUCUUAAUUGUGCUAACCAAACAACGUAACCAAAAUUUCAAAUUCGAGUAUGACAAAUUUCUUAAUUACAGCUAGAAUAAAAGAAACGUCACUAAAAUGCCACUAAAAGAAUGCCACUUUUUGAACUACAUGAUACGUACUGUAUUAAAAAAAAAUCGAAAUGUUUUAGUAAUACUCUCUCUAUCAAGGCUAUCAACAAGUCUUUUUAUAAUGGUGUCACAUAAAAAAAGAAAAUAUUUUUUGGUCAGUGUGACAUGCACUUUUUGGUAUAUUAUUCAAAGUGUUGUGUAGUCCAAAAAAUACCCAUAAUCUUUGUGAUCAGUGGAAAGUGCACAAAAUCCAAGUAUUUUGGCAGUAAUCUUAGGCCCUUAUGUAACUUAUUCAUCUUUAAGUUAUUUCAAAUAAAACGAUGUAAAAGAAAAACAUCCCUUGAGAUAGUACCCAAAUUCAACCUCUGAUCAUGCAAGCAAUCGUAAAAGUUGUCUUUAAUUUUGGUACUUCUAGUAAUAUAUUUAUAAUGACUUAUAUAAAAUUAUAAUCUAAACCUACUUAUAUCGUGUUAUAACAAUCAUCAUAAUUAUAUGCAAUUUUCACAGUAAGCCAAAUAAAGUCUCUUCUUUCUAAUAACGUAUCUUUAAGUAACAAUACGUAACGAUAAGAAAAAAACUUCCAAAAAUAUUUGCCUCCAAAUAAUACCAAAGUACCAAAUUAAAAUUUACCUUCGGUUUCCCAUAUAUUUCUAUUCUGAUAUUCUUUCCUAUUUCUAAAUAAUUUUUUUCAUAGAACAAAAUCUUUCUUGGUUUAAUUAAGUUGUAUUAUAUCAUUUUUAAAUCUUAAAAAAAGAUAACCUCUACUUUUUCAGAAAUAUUAGUAAUUAGCGUUUUUGUGCAUUUUCCAAAUUUGCAUCACAAAGAGGAAUGGGUCGCUAUUUGAAGGUAUUAAAUUUUAGAUAUUACAAUAAUGUUUAAUACACCAAAUAUUACAUCCUACUUGUCUCAAAAGAUUGCUAGCCUCAAAUUUCAACUUUUAAUGUCUAACCAGACAAAAUGGAUUGUUCCAAAUAAAUAUAAACUACCAGUAAAACUAACUUUACUCUCAAAUUACUAUACUUGUAUUUACUUGUAGGUUAGGAUGUGAUAGCAACUUCAUGGUCUAGCCUCUGGAAAUUGCUAGAAUGGCAAUUUAGAUGAUGAACCCUUGUUGUGAUUGGAUUGUAUACAUGGUAUGUCUUGUAGAGAUGUAUAAAAUUAAACGUUCAAUCAAAAUAAAUUAAUAGCAACAGACGAUGUAUCAGUGUGGAUAAUUGAAGAGGAGCUCUGUUAAAUUGCAACUUUAAAAAAAUAAUUUAUGAGUUUGUCUGUAACUGAUAACAAUAUAGUUGUUGGGGAAAUUAGUUAAGAUAAAAAUAAAUAAAAUACUGGUUAAUUUAGUUUUUUGUUGUAAAAGAAUAAAUUAUGUGUAUGAAGUUUUAUGAUAUUUUAUUUUGAGGCAAUAAUAAAUGUGGCAGAAUUUAGCAUAUUCUGCUUUUUCGUUAUGGUUGAGAUUAAAUGUUAACAGUCUAUAGUAGUUUUCUUUUUAAGAUUUGUAUAAAAUAUAACUGAAAAAGUUUAAACAGCGUAAGUUUUCAUUGGCAGUCAUAAUUAAUAAAAUAUAUAACAGUAUAUCAAUAUUUUACUAUUAAUAACAGAUUUUCUCCUGAAAAAAGUUAUUAAAUAUUAAUUAUUACUGUAUUCGUUUAAGGGUUUAAUAAUAAACACAAUCUUGCCUUAUCACUACUGUUGCAGUUUAGUUUUAAAUAUUUCUACAAAUAAUUAUUACUAUAUAACUAAAUUUAAUAUUAAUUCUUUAAACACAACAAUGGUACAGUUCUGAAGUUAAUUUCUGUGUACUCUGCUACAUCACUUAGAGGGAAACGUUUUAAAUACCAAUAAAUGUUCCCCUGAAUAAAUGCUAAAUCUGUGUAAUCCAAAAUAAACCACUAUGUUUUAUUGGCACAAGAUCUAUCUUUUUAUGCUGUCUUGGAUUUA